UUGGUCCGUUCGCCGCUGUUUUCACCACAUGACACCCAAAAUGGCCGCCUGCGACGCGAGUAAAGACGGUCAGGACAGUAUACUGGAGCCGCUGUGUUUUCCAGAGCAGCCAGCUGAUGGCACCAGUGCUCCCAGUCUUCAGGGCCCCGGCUCAGAGCUGCUGGUGUGUCUGUUCUGCCCCGAGUCCGUCCCCCUGCAGCAGAAAGACCUCCUCCUCAAACACCUGCUGCUGGAGCACAAGCUGGUCAUCGCAGACGUCAAACUCAUCGCAGACCUCCCAAAGUACAUGUUGUACUGGAAGGGCAGAUUCCUGGAGCAGCCGGUCACAGAUUUCUGCAGCGUGAUCAAGACAAACUCGACCGGACCUGUCGAGAAGCAGGAGGACUAUUUCCUGCUGUGUGACGUCCUUCCAGAGGACCGAAUCCUCCGAGAGAGGCUCCAACAGAAACGACUGGAGGAGGUGUUGGAGCAGCAGCAGGCGGAGAGAGACGACAGCAGCUUCCAUCACGUCUGCAUGUUCUGCAGCGAAGAGUUCACAGGAAACAGGUCGUCUCUGCUGAACCACAUGGCCCGAGAACAUUCCUUCAGCAUCGGACUGCCGGACAACAUCGUCUACUGCAAACAGUUUCUGGAGACUCUGCAGAACAAACUGGACAAUCUGCAGUGUUUGUACUGUGAGAAAACCUUCAGAGAUAAAACCACACUGAAGGAUCACAUGAGGAAGAAAGCUCACCGCCGCAUCAACGCCAGCAACCACGAGUACGACCGCUUCUACGUCAUCAACUACCUGGAGCUCGGGAAGACGUGGGAGGAAGUGCAGAGUGAGGACGACCGCGAGCUGGUAGAUGACGAGGAUGAUGAUUGGUCGGACUGGCAGGCUCACCCAGUGUCUGCUGUGUGUCUGUUCUGUGAUCAUCAGUCAGAGACGAUGGACCAGAUCUACACACACAUGAAGGAGGCUCAUGGCUUUGACCUCCACAAGCUGAGGACAGAACUGAAUCUCAGGUUCUACCAGCAGGUGAAACUGGUGAACUUCAUCCGGCGGCAGAUCCACCAGAGCCGCUGCUACGGCUGCCAGGAGAAGUUUGACUCCAGAGAGGACGCCGUCCGUCACAUCGUGGCUGACGGUCACGUGAUGAAGCUGCCGGACGUGUCGACCUGGAACCAACCGCAGUAUUACUUCCCCACGUAUGAGAACGACGCCCUCCUCUGCACGCUGUCCGACAGCGACGAAGACGAAGGUGACGAAGUGAAUCACGGCGAGGACGUCCCGGUUAUCGCAGAGGACAUCUCCAACCUCAGAGCGCUGAAGCAGACCAGCGUCCUCAACCAGCUGCUGAAGAACAGAAGCUCCAGCAGUUAGGACCAGGGACAACGGCUGGACUUUGUUGGGACUGGUUGUCCUCUGAACACCGGAGCUGAGGAAAACCUGCCGCAUCCUUCAACGUGUCCUCACUGCAUGUGACUACGUAAUGAGACGCAAUGUUGGACGCUGUCCUCACUGACUCUGUUGCCAUGGAGCUGUGAUGGAGACGGAUUGAUGAGUUGUGUUCUUACGUUUUAGACAGAAAACACACGUUGUGUUCUGGGAUGUUUCCACGUUUCUCUCCUGGUUUUACUGACCAGAAACUUUCAGCUCGCUCCAACCAGCUGACACAUUAUUUAUGAUGUUGUUGUAGAAGGAGACGCUCCAACAGGAAGUGAUGAAAUCAGGCUGAUCUUGCUGGUGUGAACCUUCUGGCACUUACACAAAGCUCUUCAUUAAAACAAGUGAUGCACUUUAAAGCCAUCAGCAGCUUUUACAGAAGAGCAGCUCAGCUCAGAUGUUGGUCAGCUCUUCUGCCUUUACUUGCUGCUAAUUUCCAUUCAAGCAUUAAAGUUAAAUACAGGCACGUUUCCUUGAAUAUUAGAUUUAUUACCGAAGGUAAAAACUUUGUUCUGUCCUGUAAAUGAAAUUCAAACUACAGCUUGUCCUGAAUGACUGAAGGUACAAACAUGACAACAGAUUAAACACUCAGUCUGUUAAUAUUAAGACUCCCUGAGCUUCACACGGGACGCAGAGGAUUCAGAGACAAACAUCUUUCUGUUAAAUAAACGUUGGGUUCUUCUA
Acanthopagrus latus (yellowfin seabream) is the source of this 2110-nucleotide messenger RNA. It is a transcript of the gene znf277, whose product is annotated as zinc finger protein 277. The transcript is spliced from 12 exons. The record is from RefSeq and is a predicted model, not a curated record. NCBI's taxonomy places the organism in Eukaryota, Metazoa, Chordata, Actinopteri, Spariformes, Sparidae. Bases 29 to 1363 code for a protein of 444 amino acids.